GUCUAUUUAUUCCCUUCGGCGACGCUUCCUCCGUCCUUCCGGUUCGUUUAUUUAUUUCCCCCCCUUUCCUUCUCCAACGACGCAUUGCUUUUUCCUCAAGCGGGCGAACAAAUUCCCAGAGGAUUCCAUUCGUGCGCGGGCGGGCGUGAUCGCGAGCUUCCAUUACGGGCGCGGAAUCGGGUGCUGGUCGAUCGAGGAGCUCCUUCGAUUCGGGGAUCGGCUUCUGCGCGGGAUUCGGUUCCCAUCUGCUGCUACAAAGGGUGUGCGGGGCGGGCCUCUGAGGUCGUUGCGACUGGAGGAGGCAAGGAGCCAUGGGGGCGGGGGUCUCGAGCUUUUUCUUCGGCGCGGCGGCGGAGGCUGCGCCGGGUGCUGCGGGCCUGGGCGACCUGCCGGAGCUCUGCGCCGCGCAGGUGCUGCUCCGCCUCGACGCGCCGGAGAUCUGCCGACUCGCGCGCCUCAACCACGCGUUCCGCGGCGCCGCGGGGGCUGACUUCGUGUGGGAGGCCAAGCUGCCGGAGAACUACCGCCACCUGAUCGGGUACGUCGAGGGCGGGGGCGAGGAGGGCAGGCGCCGGCGGAGGCGGGCCGGGACCAAGGAGAUCUACGCCAGGCUCUCCAGGCCCGUCUCUUUCGAAGACGGCACCAAGGAAUUUUGGCUAGAGAAGAGCAAAGGUAGGGUUUGUAUGGCGCUAUCCUCCAAAGCUCUGGUCAUAACUGGCAUCGAUGACAGGAGAUAUUGGACACACAUGCCGACCACAGAAUCGAGGUUCCAGUCCGUGGCAUACCUUCAGCAAAUCUGGUGGUUUGAAGUGGUUGGGGAGCUCGAUUUCUGCUUCCCUGUGGGAACCUACAGUUUAUACUUCAGGGUUCAUCUUGGGAAGUUCAGCAAGCGGUUUGGACGCCGUGUUUGCAGCACCGAGCACGUCCACGGCUGGAACAAGAAGCCGGUGCGCUUCCAGCUCUCCACCUCGGACGGCCAGAAUGCAUUAUCUCAAUGCUACCUGGAUGAGCCCGGGAGCUGGGUUCUGUACCAUGCAGGCGAUUUUGUUUCCACAAAUCCCGGCCAGGCACUGAAGCUGAAGUUCUCGAUGGCGCAGAUUGACUGCACGCACACGAAAGGUGGCCUGUGCGUCGACUCGGUGCUUGUGUACCCCAAGGGCUUUCAGCAAGAGAAGGUGGUGACCGGCAAGAUCUCAGAGAUGCGAUCGUCGUAGUUGUAGUGGUGGUGCUUGCACUGCUAGAGUUGUAGACAAACGCAGCUUGUAGCCCAAUCCUAUUAUCAAGUUGGGCUCUGGUAUGCAACGGAUGAAACGUCUGUGUAAAGAACUGUAGUCUCAGGGUCUGUGUGGUCAGCUACGUCCGAGAGUGGUUUGUGUGUCGUCCCCAUGGGUAAUUUUUUUUCUCUCCCUGGUGCUAAAUGAGACUUUGAUGCUACGGAUGAAACCGGUUGUGUUGAAAUGAGAUCAUAGGUUUUGUUUCCAUGUUC
Triticum dicoccoides is the source of this 1486-nucleotide messenger RNA. RefSeq names its product F-box protein PP2-A13-like. The coding region runs from base 312 to 1214 and encodes 300 amino acids. Lineage: Eukaryota; Viridiplantae; Streptophyta; Magnoliopsida; Poales; Poaceae. The transcript is spliced from 3 exons. The record is from RefSeq and is a predicted model, not a curated record. Gene Ontology annotation, molecular function: protein binding.